Molecule: messenger RNA, 816 nt
Organism: Erigeron canadensis
Lineage: Eukaryota; Viridiplantae; Streptophyta; Magnoliopsida; Asterales; Asteraceae
Product: rRNA-processing protein FYV7
Exons: 3
Coding region: 71-631 (186 amino acids)
Cellular component (GO): nucleus
Source: RefSeq, a predicted model, not a curated record
UCCUUCCUUAAACUAUGUAUGUGUAUUGACUUUUCUGGGUAGUCAAACAUAGAUUAGAGAUUUUGCAAAGAUGAAAAGUAAUGUUGGAAACCCUAAUAAUUAUAAUGGCGGAAACAAGAAGAUGAUAUUGAAGAACAAAAAAAGAUUAGGGGGUGGUGUUGGUGGGCUUUCACUUGAUGCAUUUGCAAAUGCUAAAUCCAUGAAUGAUGGAUAUAAUCCUGCUAUAAUUAAGAAGCGAAGGGAGUUCUACAAAAAUGCAAAAUACGUCAGCAAGUACAAGAAGAUACAGAAGCAACCAAACCAAGGGGAAAGUUCUUCCCAAGCUACAAAACUCAUAGAGGAUGGAAGUCAAAAUAGGGAAGGUGGCAAGACACGCCAAUGGAAGCAGAAACAAGGGAAGAAGACGGAGUACAGUUUAGAUGCAAUAUAUAAUAAGAAGCGAGAAGAGGAAGAGAAGGCGAGAAUGGAAAAGGAGGCUAUAUUAAAAGCAAAAAAAGAGGAGAAAGAAAUAUCAGAAGCUCGUCGUAAAGCUCGGAGAGAAAAUAUGUUCAAGAGAACAAGAUCAGGUCAACCAAUAAUGAAGUACAGGAUUGAACAUCUGUUGCAGACAAUCACAGGCUCAAAAGAUUAAAUGGGAAUCCAUUUCUUGUAUCUACUGUAGUGUUUUUUCUUGUAAUGCUCUAAAGUUUUGUCAUUAAUGAUGCUUUUAACCCAUAUACUUUACCAGCCCUUUGGUAUCUCUCCUCAUCUUUAAUCUAACACUUUUGUAUAAGUUCUUUUUGAGAUCUUUAAUUAGAAGUUCAAUGUGACUACACA